Molecule: messenger RNA, 730 nt
Organism: Vigna umbellata (rice bean)
Lineage: Eukaryota; Viridiplantae; Streptophyta; Magnoliopsida; Fabales; Fabaceae
Product: stellacyanin-like
Cellular component (GO): plasma membrane
Molecular function (GO): electron transfer activity
Source: RefSeq, a predicted model, not a curated record
AUCAACAUGGAAAAGUUACUUUUGCUCUAUUGUUCUCUCCUUUUUUGUUUUGCAACUAUCACCUUCACAUGCUCAGCUACUACUUACACUGUUGGAGAUAGCUCUGGUUGGGACAUUAGCACAAACCUUAAUACAUGGAUUACUGAUAAGAAGUUCAAAGUAGGAGAUGCUCUUGUUUUUCAGUAUUCAUCAGGCCAAAGCGUAGAAGAGGUUACAAAAGAAAACUUUGAGACAUGUAACACCAGCAAUGUUUUGGCAACAUAUGGGAAUGGUAACACAACAGUGCCAUUGAGAAAAGGUGGGGACAGAUAUUUUGUAAGUGGAAACAAGUUGUAUUGUCUUGGAGGAAUGAAACUUCAUGUUCAUGUUGAAGGUGAUGAUGACAAAUCAUUUGCUCCAACUAUAGCACCUAAGGCUGUGGCUGGAUCUGAUGAAAACACUGCCACACUUCCAAACUCUCCUUCAUCAAAGAAAAGCACACAUCUUUCAGCUGGAACUCUCAAUCAUUGUGCAAGGAAUGCACUUCAGUUUGUCUAUAUUGCUGUUAUGGUUGCUGCAUAUUUUAGCAUAUAAGGACUGUGACUAAAAUUUCUCUUUUGAAUGUUAUUUUGUAAUAUUGAUUGAUGAAGAAAAAGGUCAAAGUUUUGCUUAGUUUGGAGCAUACUUUGUACAUGACUGUUUGAGCACAUUAAAGGAUAUUCAAAUUCAUGUUGUUUUAACAACACUACCA